This is a messenger RNA of Dalotia coriaria, 1750 nucleotides long. RefSeq names its product heterogeneous nuclear ribonucleoprotein A1, A2/B1 homolog. Gene Ontology annotation, cellular component: catalytic step 2 spliceosome. Lineage: Eukaryota; Metazoa; Arthropoda; Insecta; Coleoptera; Staphylinidae. Gene Ontology annotation, molecular function: mRNA 3'-UTR binding. Gene Ontology annotation, biological process: mRNA splicing, via spliceosome. The record is from RefSeq and is a predicted model, not a curated record. The transcript is spliced from 3 exons.
CGUUGUCGUUGUGGUUCGUUCGCCUCGUUUCAUCAGUCAAUAAAUCGCCGAUAUUUGACAAAAUCGUCAAGAUUUAACACAAUUUAUUGUCACAUUCAACUUAUACUAUCAUGUCUGGUGACGAUUCGCUCGACCAAAAGCCCAACAUCCAAGAACCGGAGCACUUUCGUAAGCUGUUCAUCGGUGGACUUGACUAUCGCACCACCGAUGACUCGCUGAAGAAGCAUUUCGAGCAAUGGGGCGAGAUUGUCGACGUCGUGGUGAUGAAGGAUCCGAAAACAAAGCGGUCGCGCGGUUUUGGUUUCAUUACCUAUUCGCGCGCACACAUGGUGGACGACGCGCAGAUUGCGCGACCGCAUCGUGUGGAUGGCCGCGUGGUGGAACCCAAGCGUGCGGUGCCGCGCCAAGAAAUUGGCCGGCCGGAAGCGGGCGCGACGGUUAAGAAGCUCUUUGUUGGAGGAUUGAAAGAUGAUGUUGAAGAGGAGCACUUGCGCGAGAAUUUCAAACAGUACGGGAAUAUUUUAUCCUGUACCAUUGUCACCGACAAGGAGACCGGUAAAAAACGCGGAUUCGGUUUUAUCGAAUUCGAGGAUUAUGAUUCCGUUGAUAAAAUAUGCUUGAAACGCUCGCAUGAAAUCAACGGUAAACAUGUUGAUGUGAAGAAAGCUUUGAGUAAGGCUGAGAUGGAACGCGCCCAAGGUUCGGGUGGUAAUAUGGGCGGUGGCGGAGGAGGCGGCGGUGGUGGCCGUGGUGGUGGUUCCCGUGGAGGCCCCCGCGGUAACUACAACAAUGGCGGUGGCAAUUGGAGUAACCGCGGUGGUGGUGGCCCAGGCAGCGAUUGGAACAUGGGCAACCAAGGAUACAACUCCGGCGGUGGCGGAGGAGGAGGCGGCUGGAACAAUGGCGGGCCUGGUCCCUGGGACAAUCAGAACAGCUGGGGUAAUUCCGGAGGUGGCGGCGGAGGCGGAGGUGGUGGACCCAACAGCUACGGCAAUGGUAACAGCAACUGGGGCCCACCGAACGAAGGAUUCGGCGGUGGUUAUCAGCAGAACUACAAUUCAAGCGGCGGCGCAAUGCGUAACAACUUCCAGUCGAAUCGGCCAGCACCAUAUGGUAAUUUUAGAAAAGGUCUAGAAAGAACACAUCUAGCGUUUAUCCUAAACAUUAUUUAAUUAUUUUUGUGUCUUUUUUCCCCCACGACAGGCAAUAAUCAAGGCGGUGGUGGUGGCGGAGGCUAUGGCGGUGGCGGCUACAAUCAAAACGGAGGCAAUAUGGGCGGUGGCGGCGGUCGUCGCUUCUAAAUAAUUUAACCGACGUAAGUUCACCGCGCACACAGAACUGAAACGAGAAAAAUAAGAAAUUUAACACUCAUAUAUGAAAAAAAUAAUAAUAACUUAAGCUUAUCUUUGGCCCCGAGCAAAGGCUUAGGAUAGGAUAGCUAAAUAUUUGACUGUGAAAAUUAUAUUUAUUAUAUUGAUCGAGGCAAGGAAAAAUCCAGGUUUUGACAAGAAUCUGCAAGACGGGUUCAGAUCACGCUAAGUUUAACAGCAGAGGACGUGAAGCAAGCAGGCAACCGGGCAGAGAAAGAGAAGAAAUCACAUUUUUUAAUUUACUAUUUACGUUCUAUCAUCUAUCUUUCUAAAAACAACGUUUAGUUUAUGUUAGUUAUAGGCAAUUUCCUAAUGAAUAAUAUUGUGUAUGUGUCAAUUUUUAUGAUAUGAUGACGAUUAAACCAUUUAUCUUAAUAUAA